AUGCUCAAAUCAAUACUAACAAUAUGCCUAUUACUGUUUGUUAUAGCUUUAGUUAGCUGUGAACAAUCAUCAUCAUCAGCACAGGUAGCCGACAAUAACAAUGGUAGACAACAACAACAACAAGUGGCCAACAAUCGUAGCAACAGUUACUGUCCGAAUGGCGGCGGCUGUCAAUGCAACUGCAACUGUGGCCGACGCGAUGGCGGCGGCAACUGGGAUGGCGACAAAUGGCAACACUACUGUCCACCGUGUCCCUAUCCACCUGGCCCAUAUCCACCGGGACCCGGUAUUGAUAAUUGUUUCGAACUGAUUCGGGCAGCAUCAAGGUUAUCGACUGGCCAGGUACUGGGCCUACUCCUGCAAACCCUACUGUCCAAUCUGGUAUCGCCUAUAUUGCAGGUUGUAUUGGCCGGCAAUAAUACUGUCGAGGGUGCCGUCACACCACUAACCAAUAUACUAUGCUAUGUGGUUGGCCUACUAUUGCUAACAUUGCGCAGCUUGGGCUUACUGGGACUGUUGGGUAUGAACGGCCUGUUGGACAAUAUAUUGGGUGGCGGACUAUUAGGUGGUGGUUCAGCUGCCGGUGGUGGUGGUGGUGUUGUCGGUGAUGAUUGGAUCAAAAGGAUUGAAAGAUUUUAUGUGUUUUACGACGAUUUGGGGGUUAAUAUACUAUUUGUUACCAAAGAUGAUGAUCGGGUCUAUGGAUUGGGUGCUAAUUAUUGGGGAUCAUUAGGUUUGGGACACAACCUGUGGGUGAGUGAACCACAAGAGAUCAUUGAUUUGAGACAUAAAAAGAUUAUUAAUUUUAUUAAUGGAGACGAAUUCAUAAUUUGUGUGUCGAGUGAUAAUUGUGUCUAUAGUUGUGGUUAUAAUAGAGACGGACAGUUGGGUCAGGGAUAUGAAGAUUUUGAAUAUAGGAAACCAAUGAUUAUACAAAUCAAUGAAAACAAUGAUUUGAUAAUUGAUUUAAGUUGUGGUUCAAAUCACACAUUAGUUGUAACACAAAAUAAUAAUGAAGUGUAUGGUUGGGGAAGCAAUGAUUUCGGACAAAUUGGUAGCCGAGACACCACUUGUGAUGGGCAGGUGUUUAGUUGGGGUCAAAAUCGUAGCAAUCAAUUGGGACUUAAUUCAAAUGAUUUGAUAAUAUUUAGACCAAAAUUAAUAUCAAAUUUGUCUGGCAUUACAUCAAUACAAUCGGGUGCAGGAAUUAGUUAUUUUAGUAGUGAUCAUAAAAAUGAAGUAUAUUUUUGUGGCGAAUAUUAUAAUGAAAACAAUGAAAUCAAUAUACAAGCGAUACAUAAACUAUUGGGAAGUUGUAAACAAUUUUUAAAUAUUCAGUCGAUUUCAUCAAAUAAAUGGAAUGAAAGGAUAUAUUUAUAUGAGUUUUUAGAAAUCGAUGAUUUGAAUACAGAUUAUUUUACUUUAAACAAUGUGUUUUAUAAAGAGAUAGAUAAAGUUACUAAAAUUAAGACACAAUAUUUAGUUUAUAUUUUUGGAUUUUGGGCUUUUAAUAACUGUAUAUAUAUUUCAAUGGAGUACUGCUUAAUGAAUCUAAAAGAGGCCAUCAAAUUGAAAACACAGGUAUUUGGCAGACAAUCAUCAGAUGAACCCAUGGAUUGUAUGGAGUAUUAUAUUACGUGUGAAUUACUGUUAGAAGUGUUAGAAUGUGUCCGAUAUUUACAUGAAUUGCAACCACCGGUCAUUCAUCGUGACCUCAAACCCGACAAUAUAUUGAUUGCCGACGAUAUCAUAAACGGGAGAUUCGUUAAGUUAUGUGAUUUAGGAUUAAUAACAGUUCACGAAAAGGUAUCACAGAGUCAUACAUCAGGUGUGGGAAGUCCUAAAUAUAUGGCACCCGAAGUCAUAAGUGGUCGCAAAUAUGAUACCAAAGCUGAUGUCUAUAGUAUUAGUGUUAUUAUUGAAGAGUUGUUCGAUACGGAUGUCAAUGAUUCUCGCGAUAAGUAUACUAAACACGAGUGGAGUAACAAAUAUUGUAAACUAUUGGAUAUAAUUAAACACACGAUGCAACCGGUCUAUAAUGAGAGACCUACUUGUGCUCAGAUUAUUGAACAGUACAAUGAAUGGGCUAUCGAUAGUAAGGUUGUUACAAAUGAUGUCAAUUAUGAACAAAAAUUACUUGAAAUUAAACACAAAGAACGGGAACUACGAUCAGAUGACUUGGAUUGUGAACCAAAUUCUCGCGAUAUGUAUACUAAACACGAGUGGAGUAAUAAAUAUUGUAAACUAUUGGAUAUAAUUAAACACACGAUGCAACCGGUCUAUAAUGAGAGACCUACUUGUGCUCAGAUUAUUGAACAGUACAAUGAAUGGGCUAUCGAUAGUAAAGUUUUAACAAACGAUAGCAAUUUUCAUGAAAAACUUCAACAACUUAUAGAAAAUGAACGGAAACUACGUUCAGAAGACAUGGAUUCAGAACCAGAAUUUUGGGAAAUUUUCUAUAAAAUUAUUAUAACUAGACUGUUCAGUAUAGUAAACAGAUAA
Oppia nitens is the source of this 2502-nucleotide messenger RNA. RefSeq lists its product as uncharacterized. The coding region runs from base 1 to 2502 and encodes 833 amino acids. Gene Ontology annotation, molecular function: ATP binding; protein kinase activity. The transcript has 7 exons. Gene Ontology annotation, biological process: protein phosphorylation. The record is from RefSeq and is a predicted model, not a curated record. NCBI's taxonomy places the organism in Eukaryota, Metazoa, Arthropoda, Arachnida, Sarcoptiformes, Oppiidae.